AUGGACAUGGACACUGAGGGGGACAACUCAGAGGAGGUGCUGCGCACGCGAGAGGAGAGCGAGCGGUCGCUGCUGUCGCUCAUCCUGCCGCGCUACGCGGACAUGGCCAUGGGCGGCCACAGCGACGCCGACGAGCAGCUGCUGACCGAGUACGAGUCCUACCUGUCCUCCCUGUCGUCGGCCACCUUCCAGCAGCUCAUGAAGGAGCCCGAGAAACUGCACGACGAGUCCGAGAAGAUGAAGAAGCAGAUGCAGGACCUGGCCUUCACCAACUACAAGGCCUUCAUCCAGACCUCAGAGUGCAUCCGCGGCAUGAAGCAACAGGUGUUGGUGGGAGGGCAGGUGGCGGAGUUCUGUAAGACGGCGGUGGAGAUCACGGCGCAGCGGGCCGCCACCCAGAACACGCUCGACCACCACACCAAGCUCAUGGACAUUCUCGAGAUUCCAGAGCUGAUGGAGACCUAUGUGCGCUCGGAGCUCUACGACGAGGCGCUCCAGCUGGAGGCCUUCACGCACGGGCUCAAGAAGAAGCAUCCCGACAUUCCGCUGAUCCAGUCGAUCGCCACUGAUGUCGACAAGUCGCGAGAGAUGAUGAUUAACCAACUUCAUCACAAACUGAGAGACAACAUGGCUCUGCCUGGCUGCCUGCGUGCGAUAUCUCACUUGCGGAGGAUGAAUCUGUACAACGAAACACAGCUUCGCAUCACAGACGCGUGGCUGCAUUCCGUGAUCGAUGCCGUGCCCACCACCAACCCCUAUACCUACUUGAACAAGCUGAUCGACAGCUGUAGGGUGCAUGUCUUCGACAUCAUCACCCAGUACCGGGCCAUCUUCCCGGACGACAACCUCGCUGUGGCGGCGGCGGCGUCCUCCGCGCCCCGCGAGAGGGAGUCGGGCGUGGGCAUCCUCCACAGCUGGCUCACCCAGAAGAUCUCCGAGUUUGCCGACACGCUCAGCAUAUAUUUGCCGGAGGUGAAGGAGGGUGCGCUGGUCGGUAACAUUUUGGAGCAGAGCAUGUACUACGCCACCUCGCUGGCCAGGGUCGGGCUCGACUUCAGAGGACUGCUGGGCCCGAUAUUCGAGCAUGCGGUGUACAACCUGUUCUCCUCGUUCGUACAGACCGCUGUCCUCCGCUUCUCUCAGACUCUCAAGGCGCAGAAGUGGGUGGCGCCGUCGCGAGCCCUGGCCGCGGCCAUGCUGACGGGCCUGGAC
Acanthamoeba castellanii str. Neff is the source of this 1212-nucleotide messenger RNA. RefSeq names its product golgi family protein, putative. Gene Ontology annotation, cellular component: COG complex. NCBI's taxonomy places the organism in Eukaryota, Discosea, Longamoebia, Acanthamoebidae. Gene Ontology annotation, biological process: intra-Golgi vesicle-mediated transport. The record is from RefSeq and is a predicted model, not a curated record. The transcript is spliced from 10 exons. The annotation marks the transcript as partial.